UUAAAAAGGAGACACAAAGAGAAACCUGAGUUGGAGGUAGCCGUAAAAUGUAUUAACAAGAAAAAUCUUGCAAAAUCUCAAACUCUGUUGGGGAAGGAAAUCAAAAUACUUAAGGAACUGAAACAUGAAAAUAUCGUUGCCUUGUAUGACUUCCAGGAACUGGCAAACUCUGUCUACUUGGUUAUGGAGUACUGCAAUGGUGGUGACCUGGCUGAUUAUCUGCACACUAUGCGGACGCUUAGUGAAGAUACCAUCAGGCUCUUUCUUCAGCAGAUAGCAGGUGCCAUGAAAAUGCUACACAGCAAAGGUAUCAUCCACCGGGAUUUGAAGCCGCAAAAUAUUCUCCUUUCUUUUGCUGGAGGCAAGAAGUCCAAUCCUAACAACAUUUAAAUAAAGAUUGCUGAUUUUGGAUUUGCCCGCUACCUGCAAAGCAACAUGAUGGCAGCAACAUUGUGUGGCUCACCAAUGUACAUGGCCCCAGAAGUCAUUAUGUCCCAACACUAUGAUGCCAAAGCUGACCUCUGGAGUAUAGGAACUAUCAUUUACCAGUGUCUGACAGGAAAGGCUCCCUUCCAAGCCAGUAGCCCUCAAGAUCUUCGUCUCUUCUAUGAGAAAAACAAGAUGCUGAUGCCCAACAUCCCAAGGGAGACUUCCAGCCAUCUGAGGCAUCUGCUAUUGGGUCUGCUGCAGCGCAAUCAUAAGGACCGCAUGGACUUUGGUGAGUUUUUCCAUCACCCUUUCUUGGAUGCAAGUGCCUCUAUGAAAAAAUCUGCUUGUGUGCCAAUGCCUUCUUAUCCAAGCUCAGGCUCUGGUAGUUCCUCCAGCAGUUCUUCCACUUCCCACCUGGCCUCGCCUCCCUCCUUAGGAGAGAUCCAGCAGCUGCGGAAGAAGUCUCUGGUGUCUCCUGCCCAGGACUCCCCUGGUUUUCUGCAUGGGUCUAAGGACUCUGCUGAAAGUAGCAGUAAGAAUUCCUCCUGUGACACAGAUGACUUUGUUAUGGUCCCAGCACAGUUGUCAGGUGAUAUAACUGCUGAGGCAGCAGGAGGGAAACCCAUCCAGGACAGCCUCAUGUACAGCGAGAGCUCACUGGUAACUUCAGCAGCUGUGGAAAGCCGGGGAAGAACACCCUCUCCUUCACCCCCUUACAGCACUUCUCCCAGCCCGGCAAGGUCAGAAGGAAGAUGCCAGCAAGGCCAGUUGUCCAGCAGCAAGUACAAGCACUCUGUCCCCAUCCCAGUCCCAACGCAAAUCCACAAUUACCAGCGGAUUGAACAGAACCUUCAGUCUCCCAAUCAACACACUUCGCCACAGUCUGUCAAAAUACGAAGAUCAAGCAGUACAAGCCCUCUUGCUUUUGCUAAAAUUGGUGCUUCCCCUCCUUUGUCUGGAGAGCACAGAGCUAUAACCUCCCCCAGAAGGCUCUCCUUUGGCGGUGCUAAGCCUUACACACCAUCCCCACAAGUUGGAACAAUUCCAGAUCAGCCUGGCCAGACACUGUUCUUCUCCCCACCUGGAGCAGAAAUAAGAAGCAGGAUCCCCAUACCUGGUUCCUCCGUGGCUGACCACUCUUCCCGAGGGAUGGGCUGCCGGCUUCCCAGCGCUCCCAAUCUGUCGGACUUGCAUUCCCGCCAGCAGAAGAUUACCAAGCAGCAUUCCGACCCUCUGGUUACUCGCUUUGGCCACACUCCAGCCAGCCAGCCUCUGCAGGUUCAUGGCUUUCAACCCUGCCGACAGCUGAGGUCUUCACCAAAGCUGUCUGAAUUCAUGCAGAGAAGUCCCUUGCCAACUAUCCUGGGCUCCCCUACAAAGGCUAUGUCCCCUUUUGAGUUCUCCAAAACACCCAGUUCCCAGAAUCUACUCACACUCUUGGCCCAUCAAGGAGUUCUGAUGGCCCCAACACGGAACAAGACUCUGCCAGAACUGAAGGAAAUGGAACAUUUUCAUUGCCAACAGGCCGGCCUGGGCAUGAGGCCGGUGGAAGAGAUAAAGGGCAGGUCGCUGAGCACUGGCCGCCUUACUGACCUGCUUCUCAAGGCUGCCUUUGGGGCCCAGAUCUCAGAAGCUGGCAGCAAUGACAGCCUGAACAAUGAGAAACCAAUGGAGAUCACAGCUCCCUCUGUAGCUUAUGGAGGAAACCUAUGCUGUGGGGCUAGGACUGUGGGUUCGGGGAACCCAUCUCCAGUGAUCUUCACAGUUGGAUCCCCUCCCAGUGGGACAACACCACCACAGACCAUGAGGACCAGGAUGUUUUCAGUGGGGUCUUCAAGCUCUCUGAGUUCAGGAGGCUCAUUCAGUGGCAGACACUUCUUAGUAGGAGCCGGUGGGGAUACCAUGGACGCUCCAUCUAGUCUCCUGUGUACUUUUGUGGAUCCCAUAGCAGCUAAUCUGGAAGGGGCAGUUACAUUUGAGGCACCAGAGCUGCCUGAAGAGACACUCAUGGAGCAAGAGCACACAGACAUCUUGCGCAGCCUGCGCUUCACACUUGCCUUCGUCCACUACGUGAUGGAAAUCGCUGCCCUCAAAGGAAGCACCAGUGAGAUGAGCAGUUCAGUGGCCUCCGAGUACCAGCUUCAGGAAAGUGUGGUGGCUGACCAAAUCAGCCUUCUCAGCAGGGAAUGGAGCUAUGCAGAGCAGUUGGUCCUGUAUCUGAAAGUAGCAGAGCUGCUGUCUUCAGGCCUGCAAACAGCCAUAGAACAAAUCAAGGCAGGCAAGCUGUGCCUCUCCUCCACCGUCAAACAAGUUGUGAAGAAGCUGAAUGAGCUUUAUAAAUCCAGCGUGUCGGCCUGCCAUUCUCUGAACAUGAGACUCCAGAGAUUCUUCUUGGAUAAACAGAAGCUCAUGGAUCGGAUCAACAGCAUCACAGCAGAGAAGCUCAUUUUCAGCUAUGCUGUGCAGUUGGUGCAGUCUGCAGCCCUGGACGAGAUGUUCCAUCACAAGGAGGACUGUGCAGAGAGGUAUCAGAAGGCUGUGCUGCUAAUGGAGGGGCUCUUGCACAUCGUAACAGAGCAGGGAGACAUCGAGAACAUCAGUAAAUGUAAGAUGUGUGUUGAACGCCGGCUGUCAGCUCUGUUUUCAGGGAUCUGUGCAUGAUUUAAAAAGUGCUGCUCGCCACAACCCUCACGCCAGCCAAUCACAUUCAGUUUCCAAUCGCCCUCUGUCAUGGUGGAGAAGGAGUCUGGCUAUGGAGGACCUGGCAAACAAACUGCUUGAUUUUAUUUGUUGUCAUCAGAAAGGUUUUCCACAGCAAGAAUUUGGAUUCUGUUGUUGAGGACAUAGACAGCAGUGAUUGCAAGCACUUUUCCAUCAUAUAUACUGGGGAAUGACGUAAGAGAGUUGCAGGACUUUUCCCUCUCUCAGGGGAGGGGGCAAAUGAUACAAUUUUCCUUUCUCUCACUUCUCCUUCAAAGGACAAGUCUGCUACCUAGCCCUCCCACACAGAGCAGGAGUGUUCUAGUGCUGCAUCCAUUGCUGGCAGUGGAUGUGCUGAAACACUGAGCAGGAAGUUUCAGGUAAACUGUUAAUGCGAGCUGAGAAGGGUAUAAUUCAAGGCCAGUUGCUUACAGUACUUUUCCAAUCCCUGCUGAUAGCCAAGCACUCAGGAACUUUCUACUGACCUGCAGCUGCUCCUUUCCAUGCUUGCCCUUCUAUAUGUCAUGCCACGGAGCACUUCCUGUGCGGUGGAGAGGAGUAACAUGGGGAAGUUGGAUCUCUCUUUUCCAGGAGCAAUACUGAAGACAGCUGCAACCUUCCUAAAGGCUUCCUGGUUAAUGCUGGAACCAUAUCACCACUGGAGAGGCUCCCUGCACCAAGCCCAAGUAGGCUGUCAGAUCCCUACAUGGAUGGGGAAGCAACAAAGGAAAAGCAAAUUGUGUAUAUAUAUCUAUAUAUAUAUAUAUAUUUAUAUCUAUAUAUAUAUAUAUAUUUAAAAACAACUCUAGCAUUACAAGAAACCAAGAUGAUUUUCCCCCUGGUGGGGUCGAUAUCCUAGACCCUUGAC
Molecule: messenger RNA, 3997 nt
Organism: Pelodiscus sinensis (Chinese soft-shelled turtle)
Lineage: Eukaryota; Metazoa; Chordata; Testudines; Trionychidae
Gene: ULK1
Product: unc-51 like autophagy activating kinase 1
Biological process (GO): axon extension; piecemeal microautophagy of the nucleus; protein autophosphorylation
Cellular component (GO): cytoplasm; autophagosome; cytosol
Molecular function (GO): protein serine/threonine kinase activity; ATP binding
Source: RefSeq, a predicted model, not a curated record